Molecule: messenger RNA, 2625 nt
Organism: Didymodactylos carnosus
Lineage: Eukaryota; Metazoa; Rotifera; Eurotatoria; Philodinida; Philodinidae
Source: the annotation of a GenBank genome assembly
AUGGCUGCUAGUAAUGGAUUUUGUACGGGUGCCUACUCAUUACAAUUACCUUACUUGGGUUCAAUUCAAUUAGGCAAAAGUCCACCGAAUCUAUAUGCACUACAAAAACCGCUACGUGAAUUAUAUAUACCGUAUCGUAGACGUCAUCAAGUUCCAUUAGAAGAACGUCGUAUUAUUAUAUCAACAACAGAUAUAAUUAUGUUUGAACCAGACGCCGCAUUAAAAGGAAAAAAAUUAAUUUAUUCCGAUAUUAAUUCAAUUGUAGAUGUACAAGCGUUAGGACUCUACAUGAAUAAACAAGCAUUAGUAGAAGAAAAAAAAUUUUCAAUGGCAUUUUUACCAAUUGGUUGUGAGAAUGAAUCUCGUUUUCAAUCAUUAUAUUCGACAAUUGAUAAAACACAAAAUCAAUUACUUAAUUUAAAUUGGCAUCCACCAAUAUGUUUAUUAAUAAUGAGAAAAAUUGGUACAACAUUGGGUAUAAGUUCAUUGGAUUGCCAUACAUUUCUAAUGUUAAAAGAAUCGAGAGCAUUUGAAUUUUGCGAUAUGAUUCGAAAACUGUUAUCAAAACGUUCACCAAGUCCAUUAUUAAAAACAACGUCAACAUUACUGAAAUUAGAACAUUUAAAUAAAAAUAAUAAUAAUGAUAAUAAUGAUCAACAAACAAGAAUUAAAACAAAAUAUCUCAAUCGACAUCGUCCUGUAUCAGCCAUGGAACAUAGUCAAGUAGAAAUAAACACAAAUUCCAAGAAUCGUCGUUCAGUCUCAAUUGCUUAUUCAAAUGAUAUUCGUUCAUCAUUGCCAUGUGAAGAACAACAAAAAAAAAGUAGUGGUAGUGAUGAUGUCACACAAAAAGCAUUAAAUAAUAAUCUAACAAAUACUGAAUCACAUUCUUCUUGUUCGUUGUUGUCAUCAUCAUCUCCCUUGCGCACUUUAAAUAUUAAACAACGUAGUAGCCGAAAUGAGGAAGAAAAAGAAUAUGAUGAACAAGAUCAAUUACAUAACAAUAACAAAGAAAGACAUUUUAUUAAAGCAUCAAAUAGCCUAACCAACGACGACGAUCAAGAUUUAGAGUCAAUUGAAGUUGUUAAUGAAUUAUUAAGUAUUUAUGCUGAAAAUUUAAAAAAUACAUUAAAAGAUGAACACUACCAACAACAACAACAACAACAUAUUCAACGACGUUCAUCAUUUAUAUCAUUAGAUCAACAAAAAUUAGAUCAAACAAAUCUACAAUCAAGUUUGAAUACAAUGAAAAAACGAAUUCAACAACAACAACAUCAACCGAGAACCGAUUCAUCUUCACGUCCUCGUUCAGCCAAUCGUCUAUUUGGUUUAGGUAAAAAACGUGUACGUUCACCUCAUUUACUGCCCACUAUAUUAUCCGCAACCAAUACACCUACUACUAUCCGAUCAUCAUCCACAUAUAUAGAAAAAAGUCCACCACCACUGCCACCUCCCAUUUCAUCUUUGAAAUCAAAUGGAAUUGAAAAUAGUGGACAUUUACUUCGACCACAACUUGUUCUCAAUCGAUAUGGUGACAUUGGAAACUAUGUACCAAAAUUAUUGAGAAACGAAAAUGGCCAUCUAUCUCAGCAACAUCAACAACAGCAAAAAUCAUCUACAUGGUUUAAAACGUUAAAAUCAGAUAGUAACGAUAAUAUUUUUUUUCGUGCAAAUAAUGGCCACAUUAUUAAUGGAUUUUUAAAUAUUGAUUUUGCCAACAAUAGUAAUAAUAAUCUCUAUUGUUCAUCACCAUGUUUAAAUCAACGAGACUAUAAUACUGAUAGAAUUACACCACACCAUAAUGGAUAUCAUAACGGCGGUAACAAUCUCAAACAACAACGUGCACAAACAGAUUUUAUAACACCACAGCAACAACAAUCAAAUGGUGUUGCUGCUACUCGAAUCAAACAAAACGACAAUUCUCAAUUUUCACCGUAUAAAAAAGAUCUGUCAAAUCCCAAACAUUCACAAUUACCCAUGUUAUCCAAUAAUUCCGUUGAUUAUGAAUAUGACGAUGGAUAUCCGCAGUAUCAACAUCGAAUACCACGAGCGGUAUUAGACACAAACACAAAUUUACAAAUAAAACUGAUGAAGAACGAUAAUAACAACGCCUAUGUGAUUAAUGGUCAAGCAAUGUCAUCAUUCGUGCAUGGAACUAUUGGUCCGAUUCGUAAUUCUUUCAGUGAUUAUAUUACUGACCCGCAACAACAACAACAUGAUUCAAAUCCCAAACAAGUGAUUGGUGGCAUUAAAGUAUUUCCUGGAGCUCCCAAUCGUUUACAUUUAAGACAUGUAGAUAUCAAUCGUACAUCUGAGCCGACUUCCUCGUCUUUCACAUUAAAAACGGCAAAUAACGGAAUAAAAAAACGUAUUCCAUCAUUUGAUCAUAAAAUUUUAGAUUAUCGACAACAUUUAAGACAUAUAAAUCGAGCUGACGAAUUGUAUGGUGCCGAACAGCAACAACAACAGUAUCAGUCUCAAAUAACAACAGCAAAUGGCCAUUCACAUCAACAAAAUGGUGUUAUCAAAAAUGGCUACCAUCAUCAGAACAAUUCGAAUCAUCGCAUAAAUAUGAUGAACGGAAGACUAAACGAACUUGAACACUCAUUAGGCUAUUUUCCUUAA